Messenger RNA from Sesamum indicum (sesame), 567 nucleotides. RefSeq lists its product as uncharacterized. Gene Ontology annotation, cellular component: membrane; photosystem II. Lineage: Eukaryota; Viridiplantae; Streptophyta; Magnoliopsida; Lamiales; Pedaliaceae. The record is from RefSeq and is a predicted model, not a curated record. Gene Ontology annotation, biological process: photosynthesis.
UUUUCUCAACUCUCACUAUCAUUUCAUCGCCAUAUUCAUUCCAACACCACAACACUACCACCUAUACCUCUCUCACCAAUGGCCUCCACUUCCGCCGUCUCCAUGGCAAUGCCGCUGCCCCGCUGCUCCGCCGCCGGGAAGCGGCAGCCACCGACCGCGGACGCUUUCCUCAAGCCAUUGGCGCCGGUCAGGCCAUCUAAGGCCGCUGUGUCGAGGCCGCCCGUCGGGAAGUUUGAGGUCAGGGCGUCGUUGAAAGAGAAAGCGGUGUCCGGGCUGACUGCCGCCGCGCUGACGGCCUCCAUGGUGGUUCCUGAUGUGGCGGAGGCCGCGAGCGGGGCGUCGCCGUCGCUCAAGAACUUCCUGCUCAGCAUUGUGGCUGGCGGGGUUGUGCUCACGGCCAUCGUGGGUGCGGUGAUCGGCGUCGCCAACUUUGAUCCUGUCAAGCGGAGCUGAGAAUUGGAUUGGUUGAUGUGUGUUUUAGUAUGUUUUUUUUGAAUCUAUGAAAUGUUAAUUUUCAUGCACUAUCAAAUUUGUGGGUUUUGCAAGAUUUAAUUGUCUUUUGUUAAA